GAUUUGAUGAUCACCUUGGAGGAUGAACGCCUACAUGUAAAGAAGAUAAAAAGUGCUCUUCCUCGCUGCCUGAGAACAAAGUCAUUUUUUCUUUCCUCGAAGUAGACCUAUGCACACCACCUUACCAUGCUACCUCUAUCUAUCAUCUUUACCUACUGAGUUUCCCGCUGGAAUAGCGUACACUACAUAUGACAGUCGGAUAGUACAUUUCAUCAUGAGCACAUAUUACAGCGGCGGUGCUGGCAACACCGGUAGCGGCAAUGGCUCAAAAGGCGCGGCGGUCGGCCCCACAUCGGGAGCCGGGGAUCUACCCGCACCGGCCCAAGCUCCGAAAAGAAGAGAGUACGGCUCCAUGAUGAACAGAUACAUCCACGACACUACCACCCAAGUAUCGGAUCGGGUUUCGGGGCAUCAGGACCCGAUCAGCAACGACCGUCAUAGGCUGGAGGUAUUGCAGAGAGUGGAAAGACGGAGAUGUGAGGCUGAGAGGUUGGCGAGGAUUGCGAGAGGGAAUUGAAAAGUGGUGAAGAAGGCACACAAUUACUGUGUGCAUCUUUGCACAAUUUACG
Messenger RNA from Neurospora hispaniola, 569 nucleotides. RefSeq lists its product as uncharacterized. The coding region runs from base 110 to 517 and encodes 135 amino acids. NCBI's taxonomy places the organism in Eukaryota, Fungi, Ascomycota, Sordariomycetes, Sordariales, Sordariaceae. The transcript has 2 exons. The record is from RefSeq and is a predicted model, not a curated record.